AGUACAAGUGUGAAAUGGAGGCAGUGAGGAUGGUCACAGCUGGCUGAGGUUCACGCACUGACCCCGCAGGUACAAUCCAGGCUGAAAAGAAACAGAAGCCAUGAAAGAAGAGUACAGGGCAGAGGGUGGAGGCCAGGCUCUGUUUGAGGACCCGGACUUCCCCUCUGACGACACGUCCCUGUUGUCUGACAGCUCCACGCCCAUCGGCAGGCUGAAGGGAGACGUCACUUGGCGACGCCCACAGGAGAUCUGCCAGUCGCCAGCUUUCUUCCCUGACAACAUCAACCUGGGUCACGCAAAGCAAGGCUUAUUAGGAGACUGCUGGUUUCUCUGUGCCUGCACCGUCUUGCUAAAGAACAAACAUCUACUCAACAAGGUGCUGCCUCCAGACCAGCAGUGGGGUGACAGCAGGUACAGGGGCUCCUUCCAGUUUUGUUUCUGGCAGCAGGGACACUGGACAGAGGUCACCAUCGAUGACCGUCUGCCCUGUAUCAAUUCCACUCUCUGCUUCUCACGCUGCCACUCCCCCACUGCCUUUUGGGUGGCCCUGUUGGAGAAGGCCUAUGCUAAGCUACAUGGCUCAUAUGAGCGACUAUGGGCAGGGCAGGUGGCCGAGGCCUUGGUGGAUUUGACCGGGGGCCUGGCGGAGCGCUGGAACUUGGAAGACGGUGGGUCAGAGGAGGAGCAGAGACAAGAACAGGAUAGCGACCAGGUCAGGAGGCGAAAGCUGGACCUGAACCUUCUGUAUCCAGUGAAAGACCAGUGUGCGAUAAGCUGCUCCACUCACAGCAGCCCCGGAGGUGCCAGCGAACUGGGUCAGUACCAUGCCAUGACUGUCAUGGAGUGGUUGAAUGUGAAGACGGUGUCAGGGAGUGAAGUACUGCUGCUCAGGAUCCGAAACCCCUGGGGAAGAUGCUGCUGGGGAGGGGCCUGGAUAGGAAAUGGAGCUGGUUGGAGCUCUGUCGAUCCUGUUUCUGCUUUGGAUCUACAAGCCAGGGUGGCCGAGGGCGAGUUCUGGUUGGAUGAGACUGAAUUCCUGUCCCAGUUUGAUGAUGUCACAGUGGGCUACCCCAAUGAUGAGGGGCACCUAAAGAGCAUCUAUACUG
Micropterus salmoides (largemouth bass) is the source of this 1106-nucleotide messenger RNA. Its product is annotated as calpain-10-like. Gene Ontology annotation, molecular function: calcium-dependent cysteine-type endopeptidase activity. The record is from RefSeq and is a predicted model, not a curated record. Gene Ontology annotation, cellular component: cytoplasm. Gene Ontology annotation, biological process: proteolysis. Lineage: Eukaryota; Metazoa; Chordata; Actinopteri; Centrarchiformes; Centrarchidae.